AUGGCUGCUGCCCAAGUGAUAUCGAAUUCUGGUCACGAUGACAUGAUCCACGAUGCCGGCCUUGAUUAUUAUGGCCGCCGAUUGGCGACAUGCUCAUCCGACAAGACAAUAAAGAUAUUCGAGAUCGAAGGUGAGGCGCAUAAACUUAUUGAGACCUUGAAAGGCCAUGAGGGUCCAGUAUGGUGUGUCGAAUGGGCACACCCCAAAUUCGGCACAAUUCUCGCAUCUUCGUCCUACGAUGGAAAAGUCCUCAUCUGGCGCGAGCAGCACCAAAGCUCCACUGCCCCUAUCGGCAGCGGUGCUUGGACGAAAGUCUUCGACUUCUCUCUUCACACCGCUUCCGUGAACAUGAUUUCCUGGGCUCCUCAUGAAACCGGAUGUUUGCUCGCCUGCGCUUCGUCCGAUGGUCAUGUCUCUGUGCUUGAGUUCCGCGAUAACAGCUGGACGCACCAGAUUUUCCAUGCCCACGGCAUGGGUGUCAACUCUAUUAGCUGGGCACCUGCCGCCGCCCCUGGUAGUCUUGUUAGCUCAAACCCUGGACCUGGGCAACAGCGGCGAUUUGUAACGGGUGGCAGUGAUAAUCUACUCAAGAUUUGGGAUUACAACCCCGACACAAAGACUUACAGUCCCACCCAGACACUGGAAGGGCAUUCUGAUUGGGUUCGUGACGUUGCUUGGUCCCCUAGCAUCCUCUCUAAGUCAUAUAUCGCGUCUGCAUCACAGGACAAGACUGUUCGAGUCUGGACUGCGGAUACGUCAAACUCUUCUCAGUGGACGAGCCAGGUGCUUGAAUUCGAUAAUGUUGUCUGGCGGGUGAGCUGGAGCCCUAGUGGAAACAUUCUUGCUGUGAGUGGCGGAGAUAACAAGGUUAGCUUGUGGAAGGAGAACCUGCGGGGACAAUGGGAGAAGGUAAAAGACAUCGAGGAAUGA
Molecule: messenger RNA, 930 nt
Organism: Aspergillus puulaauensis
Lineage: Eukaryota; Fungi; Ascomycota; Eurotiomycetes; Eurotiales; Aspergillaceae
Gene: sec13
Product: GTPase-activating protein SEC13
Exons: 6
Coding region: 1-930 (309 amino acids)
Biological process (GO): COPII-coated vesicle budding; protein import into nucleus; positive regulation of TOR signaling
Cellular component (GO): nuclear pore outer ring; COPII vesicle coat
Molecular function (GO): structural molecule activity; protein binding
Source: RefSeq, a predicted model, not a curated record